Molecule: messenger RNA, 2325 nt
Organism: Leptopilina heterotoma
Lineage: Eukaryota; Metazoa; Arthropoda; Insecta; Hymenoptera; Figitidae
Product: diacylglycerol lipase-beta-like
Exons: 15
Coding region: 260-2275 (671 amino acids)
Biological process (GO): lipid metabolic process
Source: RefSeq, a predicted model, not a curated record
AACCGAAGGUACUUGACUUGCCCUUCUUCAAGGUGAGGCCCAAGUUGGGCCCCAAGUUGUGGCGUUUUAUUGGUGAGAGGAAAGUGAUCCAACGAACGCAAGAAACACAAAAGUGAACGAGUCGCAUAGAUAUACACGCGCGCGCGAAACGAACACAUGCUUCACUCACAGGACAACUUGUUUGCCACGUUGAGCAAAACACCUUUAAUUAUACCUGAAUUUUGUGACAAAAAUUAUUUAUAUAAACAAGCCGGAAGAGAUGCCGGCGUUAAUGCUAUUUGGAAGGAAGUGGUUAGCUGCUACUGACGAUCUUGUAUAUCCGGGACUAUUUGAAAUAUUCAUUCGUAUUACUUGGAUUAUAUUAAUAGGAAUCGCAUGCUUAAAAUAUUAUGACGAAACGUGGAACUGUCAAUCAGGAGGGGGUUUAAUCAGAGUUUAUUUAGUUGGAGAAAUAGUGAUGUUAGGAAUUAUAACUAUUUUAGUAUGUUUCAUUGUUAAUCACAGUGCAAGAGGAUCAAUUACCGAUACUUAUGCCCGUCGUUUCGUUCAACCUCUUCUAACAGUCAAAAUUCUAUUGAUACCAUUGGAGAUAGUGUGGAACAUUCUCGGUUCAUUGUGGGUUUUCAGUGAAAAUAUUCACUGUAAUCAUGAUCAUUAUACAAUAACUGUCGUGAAGGUUUUGAUAUUUUUCGACUGGGUGCUAAUUGGCCUGGCGAUACUUGGCCUGGCGCUGGUCUUCGAUCCACUCGGUACAUUUGGGAUGGAGGACAAGGUCCUCGAGGAUGCAAUUGAACAUAAAAAAGUCUCCAGAAUUUGGCUUCGACGAUUCAAGUUUUUCUGGUGGAUGAGAAGAGAUGAAAGUGCAAACGAAACCUUUCAACAUGUUGCUGGUUUAAUGAGUUCCCUUUUUCGUGGUACUGAUUUGGUUCCAUCGGACGUGUUGGCUGGAUGUGUCCUUCUAAGAGUAAGACAGAAACGCGAGACCCUCGAAUUAAGGCGACUUAACAUUUUAGAGAGGCCGAAAUAUACCUCGGAUUCUCAAAAUAUUUUUGCUGGCACACCAAAUUGGAUGACAUUAGAAUGGGCACAGCAUUAUAUGCAAUUAUCAAUUGCCUCCUAUGGAUGGCUUUUUGUUAUUUAUCAACACGCUUGUACUGGAUGUUUUCGUUUAAUUAAAGGAAUGACAUGUUGUGCGUGUUUUAGGAGAAAACGUAACAUAAUUAUAGAAGACAAUUGUUGCUUGUGCAGUCUUUCUGGCAUUAAAUAUCUUUCGAAAGUGUCUGAAGAUGAUAUCCUAUUCGCAUCCUUCAGAAAUCAUCUCUGUGAGAUACCAUUUUGCGUAAUUGCGGAUCAUAAAACGGCGAGUAUUGUAAUUAUUAUUCGCGGUUCCUUAUCAUUAAGGGAUGUCAUUACGGAUAUUACCGCAGCUUCUGAUACAUUUGAAAUUGAAGGUCUUCCCGCUGGUAGUAUGGCACACAAAGGUAUGAUUGUGGGAGCAAAAGUUCUUUUAAAACAAUUGAAUCAAUUCAAAAUUUUGGAGAAGGCUUUCGAAAAAUAUCCCAAUUAUAAUUUAACAUUAACAGGUCACAGUUUGGGAGCUGGAUUAGCAGUUUUAUUAGGUUUACUAAUUCGUCCUAAAUAUCCAGAAUUAAAAGUCUAUGCAUUCGCAACUCCAGCUGGACUGCUAAGUAGGGAGGCAGCAAAAGUAACUGAAGAAUUUGUACUGACAGUAGGACUGGGAGAUGAUUUUAUAAUGAGAUUGAGUGUUGACAGUACUGAAAAUUUUAGAACUUCAUUACUGAUCACGCUUCAAGCUUGUCAAUUGCCGAAGUAUCGAGUCGUAUUAAAUGGAUUUGGUUACAUGUUGUUUGGCGUUCCUGAUCGAGAUCUCAAUAGAACCUGGAGGAAUGGCAAUACAAUUAAUUCAAUUCCAGGACAAUUGCCCCUUUUGGUCGAAAAUGGUUCAAGAAGCCAAAGAGAAACGAGAAUUUUAGAGCGAGAUCUAUCAAGGAGGAGAUUUUCAAAAGUUCGACUAUACACCGCAGGACGAAUUCUUCACAUUGUGAGAUGCAAGAAUUUGACGACAGAUAAAAAGAAAAAGACAAAAAGCAAAGAUCAAAAAUACAAAAUGCGUUGGGCGCAAGCCGAGGAUUUUAUGGAAAUGUCAGUGAUGCCACGAAUGCUUCUCGAUCAUUUGCCAGAAAAUUUGGAACGAGCACUAUCAACAUUAAUUAAACAACAGGAUGAAUCGCCAUUGUAUAUUGAUUCAUUAUAGCCAAAGGAAAAUCAUCAUCUUUCAUUAAAAUUCAAAAAAAAAAAAUUAAA